AUGCAGAAGCAGUUAACAGUAGAUGAGAUGUCGAGAGCAGAAGAUGCGAUCAUGAGAUACAUCCAACAGCGUUCAUUCAGUAGUGAAUUAAAGUGUCUCCAGAUGAACAAGGGUAUUGGGAAAACCAGAUCUGUCUUCAAACUUGAUCCUGUAUUGUCGUUUGAUGGCAUAAUGAGAGUCGGUGGUCGUUCGAAAAAUUCCCCUGUUGAUGAACAAGUUAAGAGUCCAGUCAUCUUGCCGAAGAAUCACCAUGUGGCGUUUCUUAUUGUGAGACAUUUCCAUCAAGUAUCGGGACAUUCAGGAAGAGAGCAUGUACUUUCACUUUUGCGACAACGAUUUUGGUUGAUAGCAGCCAGAUCUACAGUCCGCAGAGCACUGCGUGAUUGUUUUGUAUGCAAACGGUUGUCAGCCACGCCUAUCGAGCAGAAGAUGGCAGAUCUCCCUCAAAACAGAGUCACUCCAAACAAGCCCCCAUUUAGUUAUGUUGGUGUAGAUUGCUUUGGCCCCUUCAUGGUGAAACAGGGUCGGAGCUUAGUGAAGCGCUAUGGAUGUAUUUUCACAUGUUUGGUAGUCAGAGCCGUGCAUAUUGAAGUUUUGCAUUCACUUGAGGCCGAUUCAUUUAUCAAUGGGCUACAGAGGUUUAUGUGUCGCAGAGGGCAACCGGAGGAGAUGAGGUCUGAUAAUGGCUCUAACUUUGUUGGAGCAGAGCGAGAGCUCAGAGAGUCGAUGGAGAAUUGGAACAAGCAUAUCAAUGAAUAUCUUCUUCAGAAAGGAGUUCGCUGGUUGUUUAACCCACCCACAGCAUCGCAUAUGGGAGGUGCAUGGGAAAGGCAGAUUAGGACUACACGCAAACUGAUGAAUAGCCUCAUGAAAGAGCAAACGAUGCCAGAUGAGAGUUUAUCCACACUUAUGUGUCUUGUUGAGUCUAUAAUCAACGGUCGACCGAUAACCUCGGUUUCAGAUGAUGUAAAUGACAUGGAGCCACUCACACCUAACCACUUGCUUUUGCUACGUGCAGGAGUAGUCUUGCCUCCUGGUAUUUUUGACAAGAAGGAUCUGUAUGGACGAAGAAGAUGGCGGCAAGUGCAGUACAUGGCAGAUGUUUUCUGGAGAAGAUGGAUUAGAGAAUACUUGCCUGCACUUCAAGAAAGACAGAAAUGGUCUAAACCACAGAGAAAUGUGCAAGUUGAUGAUAUGGUUCUAGUUGUUGACAAUGAUUUGCCAAGGAACAAAUGGCUGUUGGGGCGAGUAAUUGAAACUUAUCCGGGAAAGGAUCAGUUAGUCCGAGCAGUCAAAGUAAAGACAAAGUCAUCUACCUUGACAAGACCUGUACAGAAACUCUGUCUGUUGGAAGCAGUUGAAGGGAUGGAGAGCGCAAACUAG
This is a messenger RNA of Asterias rubens (European starfish), 1383 nucleotides long. RefSeq lists its product as uncharacterized. The transcript has a single exon. NCBI's taxonomy places the organism in Eukaryota, Metazoa, Echinodermata, Asteroidea, Forcipulatida, Asteriidae. The coding region runs from base 1 to 1383 and encodes 460 amino acids. Gene Ontology annotation, biological process: DNA integration. Gene Ontology annotation, molecular function: nucleic acid binding. The record is from RefSeq and is a predicted model, not a curated record.